GAAAAAAAAAGUUUGGGACGUGCGUCAGACACAUCUGCGCAUAGUCAAACUUUUGGACGCUGCAGCUUGGACACACACGACUCGUCUCCAAAAGUUUACGGUUAUUAGUCGUGCUUACUUUUCCCCUCCGAGCAGUUUCCGCUAAAAAAUAAGGAUGGGAGUGAGCGCGUCAGAUUUGAAGCGAAGGAAGUGACAUGUUGUGAAAGCCUAAUGAGGUGACUUUUUCUCCUCUGGCAAAAGAAGAACUUUGACGGUUCCAUGUCCGCGGAGACCGGACACCCUCCACGGGGGCCAGAUAGAAGCCCAAAACCGGAGACCGGCUCCUCUUUGCAGCCCCUCAUUCACGAUGCUGAACCAUCGGGACCAUCGUCCGGUCACGUGACACAGGAGGACCACUUUGAGCCAAUCAGAAAUCAACCUCAGAUUGAAAAAGGGCAAAAUGAUGUCGGGCCCCCCGCGGCCGAUGCGGGGACAACGUGCAAAUGCUCCUGCGGCAAUGGCGUCGCAGGAGGGCCGACCGCUGCCACGAGAGCAACGACGGCGGUGGCCACCAGGGGGCCGUCCACGCCGGUUUCGCAGAAAAUGCAACGAAAGUUAAAGUCCAGCCUGUCGGUCAACAGCGACGGCAGCCGGCAAAGCUCCACCGGAUCGUCGAAGACGCCUUUACCGGAAGACUGCUGCGUGCACUCCAUCCUGGCGUGCCUCUUCUGCGAGUUCCUAACGCUUUGCAACCUGGUGGUGGCGCCGGCGUGGUGCGGCCCGUGCGCCUCCGAGUCGUCGUGGUGCUGCUGCUGUUGCUGCUGCGCCGAGGACAUGGGCGACGACUGCAACUGCCCCUGCGACAUGGACUGCGGCAUCAUGGACGCCUGCUGCGAGUCGUCGGACUGCUUGGAAAUCUGCAUGGAAUGCUGCGGCAUCUGUUUCCCCUCGUAGGGACGCCUCUUCCAUUUUGUUUCUCGCUCUUCAAGUACUACAACACUGUAAAAUGUGACAUCUCAUGUUUAUGUAUCCAUAUCUACUGUCAUGGAAUUUCAGGAAGGGGCUGAUCAGGAAUUGAAAUUGCCCGCCGACUCACAACGAGGCGCUCGCUGUCGUAUUGUUUUUGGCAACUAAUGAGGCGAGAGGCAUUUUUGUAGCUCGUCUCCGCUCGGCCGAUAGCUUUGAUGCUCAGGCGUGCUCAUUACCGGCGCUACUUGCUAACCGAUAGCAAAUUGUUACUAGCUAACAAAGAUAUUUUUCUGCCAUUUCGUACUAGAUUACUUGGAUUUUACUUUAGUUCAGUCAUCCAGUUGUUUUUGGCCAACUUUUACUGUUGAGAAAGCACAAUGUGAAGAUUUUUUUGGGAGAUAUCUUAGCUACAGAAGUCCUUUAAGAUUUGACUCAUUUUCAAGCUUUGCAAUUUGAUGUAUUGGUUAAAAUUUCUCUUAUUGUUGCUGUUGUACAUUAUUUCUGAAUUUUAAAAUAAACAGUCGUGUAUUCGCAUCGUGCAACUUUUGAA
This is a messenger RNA of Syngnathus acus (greater pipefish), 1498 nucleotides long. RefSeq names its product MyoD family inhibitor domain containing (gene mdfic). The coding region runs from base 259 to 933 and encodes 224 amino acids. The transcript has 5 exons. Lineage: Eukaryota; Metazoa; Chordata; Actinopteri; Syngnathiformes; Syngnathidae. The record is from RefSeq and is a predicted model, not a curated record.